This is a messenger RNA of Cyprinodon variegatus (sheepshead minnow), 5065 nucleotides long. RefSeq names its product polyhomeotic-like protein 1. The coding region runs from base 236 to 2959 and encodes 907 amino acids. Gene Ontology annotation, cellular component: nucleus; PRC1 complex. Gene Ontology annotation, molecular function: zinc ion binding; protein binding. NCBI's taxonomy places the organism in Eukaryota, Metazoa, Chordata, Actinopteri, Cyprinodontiformes, Cyprinodontidae. The record is from RefSeq and is a predicted model, not a curated record. The transcript is spliced from 15 exons.
AAAAAGGAGGCGUUUCCCUCUAAACAACACAUCAGCUGCAAAUUUAUGCAGAGCGGUGAAAUCUGUGCUGCUGCAAAAAGAGGAGCAAGAGAGAAAAUAAAAAGAGGCACACACAGCGGGCACCGCGUUCCCCAACCGCCCGGGAGGCCGCAGAGUCCGCCGCGGGGAUCUGGAGCCAGAGAGCGGCUGAGGAACCCCGAAGCGGUGACGGUCUUCUUUCUGCUCAUCUGCAGCAAUGGAGGCGGAUGGAGAGCAGAACCAGCAGGGAGGCUCAGCCAAUGGGAGCACACCCUCUGGGACGAGCUCCCGCCCCUCCCCGAUGAACUCCAUGUCUGCCUAUGAGAGGCAGGCGGUUCAGGCCCUUCAGGCUUUGCAGAGGCAGCCUAAUGCAGCCCAGUACUUCCAGCAACUGAUGCUGCAGCAACAAAUCAACAGCGCCCAGCUGCAGAAUCUGGCUGCUGUGCAACAAGUCAAGGCAACCCUGGCAGCCAGUCGCCAGUCUAGUCCCUCCAGCAGCUCUUCUCAGACCACCAGCACUACAGUAGCCAGUGUAACAUCUGGAGCAGGUUCUACAACCGGCAGCCGUCCUAUAGGUGCUUCAGCAACCUCCACCAUCAGUCAGUCUGUGCUGCUCAGCGGGGCAGCAGGCGGUCAGGGACAAAUGUACCUGAGGGUCAAUCGUUCCCUGAGGACCCCCAUGCCCCCUCAGCUCAUCUUUAUGCCUGGCAGCACAGCAACCGCUGCUGUGGCGACCGUUGCCCAGCAACCACAGAGUCAGCAGCAGCAGGAAGUAACACCAGCUUCCUCCUCCGGAAGCCAAUCAGAUAACGACCAGGCCCAGAAUCUCGCCAUCCGAGGCGUUUCCAGUCCCAAAGGUGUUAAAACUGAAGCUCCAGAAAGGAGCGACUCAGGUGCCUACUCUCUGGUCCAGCCGUCCCACCCAUCAAACCCACAGUCCCCAACCAAACCCAGCCCACAGACUCCUCACAUCAAAAUCCCCACCUACCCCCAGCCUACUAACCUUAAAGCACACCCCACCUCUUCGUCCGGUGCCUCCUCCUCUUCCUCUUCCUCCACGUCCUCCAUCCCUCUCUCCCAGCUCCUGCUCCAUGGAACUCGAACACUAACCACAGGGACAACAGCUCCCACAGCAGCGCAUGCGCUGGUCCUGACGUCCAAUGCAACGUCGCAGGCCCACGCGUACCCGGUAGGGACGGCGACCAUCAAGCCUGCAGUCAACGCUCAGACUCUGGUGGUUCAGCCUUUGCAAAAGGCGGCUUUAAACACAGAGAAAUCAGGCCAUGCAAACGGACCCAUUCCCAUCCAACCCAAGACUUUGCAGAGCCUCCGUUUGCCUCUACAACUUUCCUCCAGAAACCCGCCUCCCAUUUUGCCUGCCCCACCGCCUGCUAGCAGCUCUAACCAUCCUUCCCAGCCUCCGCAUAUCCCGGUCCAGAUAGUGGGGGCCAGGCAGAGCUCACUGGGAGCCCCCCAGGCCCUAGCCCUUGCCCGUGGAAGCUGCAACCAGGAAGGGGCCGUCCUCAGCAGCUCAUCCAGCCUCCUCACCAUGGUGGCCUCCAUUGCCUCCAGAGAAGGGGGGGUUGUUGACAGAGGGGUGGGGCUUAAGACUCUUCAGACGCCCCAGGAGGGUCCGCCCACAGCUCAGGCUCCUCAAGUGCAACCCCAGACCAAUCAAAGCUCUGCUGUAAAUCAGAACGGAGCUUCAGCUCCAAGCCCCGCCUCCUCUCAGUCGUCAGCCAUUACAGCUCCUCCCACCUCGCAGUCUCGUUCCACACAGUCCCUCCCCCAGGGCGCCGAGGAGCAGAGAAGAGCAGGUUUGACGGCUAACGGAGACUCGUCAGGAGGUCAGACUCCACAGGGAAAGCAGACGAGUGUUUCCCUAAAGAGGAAAUCAGAUUCCGCCUCAGCAAAUGAUGAAGACGGUCCGUCUCCUCCACGGCUGCAGCCAGUCAGAGAUCACAGCUCCACGCCUCCAGGCAACCCUGUCAAUGCAGGUUCUCCUCCUCCACCCUCCUCCACUGCGACCCCGAUCCUCUCCGUGUCCAGGGGACCCUGUGGUCAGGGGGAGCGGGUGUCGCCGCCUCAGGCUGUGGUCAAACCACAAGUUCUCACUCACCUCAUUGAAGGCUUUGUCAUCCAGGAGGGAGCGGAGCCGUUCCCAAUAUGUGGUCCAGCAAAAGACUCGGCUGGUGAAGAUCUAACCGAUGAUAGUCCAGACACCAACCAAUCAGAAACGGUCACUACGGCAACAGUGCUGAAGUGUGAAUACUGCAAAAACUUUGCACCUGCCAGCCAGUUCAGAGGCACCAAAAGGUUCUGCUCCAUGUCUUGCGCCAAGAGUAUGUAUUGGUUCCCCAGGUACAACGUCAGCUUCAGGCAGAACUUCACCGUGCGAAACAGUCACAGCCAGCUUCAAGAUCAGGAUCGAGCUAUGGAUCAGGACCAGGAUCAAGACCAGGGCCAAGGUCACUUAUCUAACUCCGAUGAGGAAGGAGGGAUUGCAAGGAGGAGGGUUCCUCGUAGGACUAGCUCAGAAAUAGCCAGCGCAAAGAUAGCAGGAAGGCCCGUCCCAGCAAAGAGUCGUUCAGAGUCCAGCCAUUCAGAGGAGGAGUCCAGUGGACAGGAGGAUGAAGAAGACGCCAUGUCUCUGUCACCUGCUUCCUCAGCUUCCUGUCACCAGCCGCCUCCACCGCCUGCAGCUGAGAGCGCAGCACCACCCUGCCUGCCUGCUAGCCCCGCCCACUGGACAGUGGAGGAAGUGUCACAGUUUAUUUCCUCCCUACAAGGCUGCGAGGAAAUCGCCUCCCAGUUUCUAUCGCAGGAAAUCGACGGACAGGCUUUGCUGCUGCUGAAGGAGGAGCAUCUGAUGUCCACCAUGAACAUUAAGCUGGGACCAGCCCUGAAGAUCUGCGCUCACAUCAACACCCUGAGGGACUGAUGGUCCGCUGGUUUCCGGCCCCCGCUGUGGGCUGGGAUCAGACGGUGGGAUUUUAAAGCUCUCCAGCUGAACCGAGCGCUGCAGAGUUUACGCCUGCCGUCGGCGGAGGGGGGGACACUCCUGAUUUCUCUCUGAAAGUAAUAUUUGCAGAGUUUGGCUCCGCGCUUGAACCUAAAACUGUGAUGGAUGAAGGUUUUCUCAUGAAGGCACCAACUGCUGCUCCAUCAACACAUUCAUGAAGACUUCAUUUUCUUAUUAUUUUGCACUUCUAAAGAUAAUUUGUUUUUUUUCUGACAUUUAGGAAGAUGACUCCUUUUAUUAUUAUUUCAAAUAUCUUUGGUUUUCUUGUUCAUCGUGAUUUAUGUGUCAAAUCAAGAAGAAAAAAUUUAAAUGGGAACAGAAACAGCUGAGGUAUAAAAUUUGGAAAAAAAAAAUUUUUAGAGGAGAAAAGUGUUUAUUAGCUUACUGUUACUACAAAUUAGGAAACCCUCACCUUCUAUAGGUGUGUUACCGAUAGCUAACAGGGUACAGUGAGAGAACAGGGUAUCUGAAAGGCCAGAGUGGAGUCCAAAUUAAACCAGAACCACGGCAGGUUCUGAGAGCCAUGUUGAUUUUACAGGAUGUAAAGUAGAAAAACUCAAAAAGUUUCUUUACAGCCUGAAACAGGCUGGAUUCUGCUUCGUCUUUAGGGUCUGGAUAAGUUUAAAGAAAAAAAAAAAGUUAAAAGGGAAUCAGGUUUCCUUCCCUUAACGAUAUAAUAGACUGAAGUAAGAAAAAUGAGGUGAUUACCGCCUUUUAUUUAGCUUUAAUUCACACCUUUUGAAUCUUCAAUCAUAUUUUAGGACAAACUUUUGUUUGGGUUUUUAAAAAUGGCCGCUGCUUCCAUUGCAGCCAGAGCCAGUGGAUCUGUGGCGUCCGAACAUCCGGGCUCAUAAAAGGCCUUGAACUUUGAUCAUAAUAUAAUUUAACAAUGUAACAAACAAGAAGAAAAAACACUACUUUAUUCACUGUUGGAGAAUUCAUUCCAGAUUUAGAAAAGAUAAAAAUGUGAAAUAAGAGUGGUGGAGAUUCCUAACAUAAGGCUGGAUCAGAAGCCAGCUUCUUAGCUACAGAUGAUUAAAAACCCAACCUGUUUUAAUUUUUUUUUUUUUUUUAUGCACGUCCGGGAAAGUUUCUCAAAACAAAUUUUGAAAAAGCGACGAGUUCUGUAAUGAAAGGUUUGCAGGAACCUUCUGCUGAAUGAUUCCCACGUCGUCUCUAAGCUUUAUGGAAGAUACCGACUGCUCUUUAAACGGAAACUAAAGAGCAGCGACCAACACCAGAAGGUGAAGCAUCUUUGGGCUGAACUGUUGAAGCUGUGGACCUACAUCCGUUACAGACUGAAGUGCUUCGUCGGCCAGAAUGACUGAAGCUAUACUGUAGUAAAUGUAAAAAUUUGCCUUUCUAUUUAAUUGCACAUUUGUUUGCUGGACUGCCUUGUCUUUUCAUGUUCCCUGGUGGCCUUUUUUCACUAGUCUCUAGAUUUAAAUGACUGUCUGUCAUUUUUUAACGUUUUUUCGUAUCAUUCCAUCUUUUCUAGAAAUGCCUUCAUUUUUAAAGUCACAUCCGUUGCUCUUCCCAAAGCGUGACUUAAGUAGUAGCAACCUUGAUGAAGGAAACUCCCCCGUCUUCCUUAUAGCUUUCUCAUUUAUUGUGUACUCGCCAACAAUAUUUACCUUUGUAGCUAGCUAGCUAUCCUUGGCUUUGUUGUGACUGACUGUGUCUGUUUUCUUCUAAGAAGGGAUAAUCCUUGAUUGCUGUGCGUUUUUGUUUCAGUCUGCCCACGAUUCUGGAGUAUUUCAAUUUGCUGGUCCCUCCACAUGUGAGGUUGGAUUGAAAGAUCUCAUGCACGCUGUAGUGAGCCUUUUAAUUCAGCUCUAAUGAUUUCAUCUGAUCGUUGUUCGUUUCAACAUCAAUCCAAACAAGCAGCACCUUUCUCUCCAAAAUUACCGAAGGUUCUGUAAAUCUUUUAUUUGCAAUAAUCAGAGAAAACGGCUGAAUCUUGAAGGAGUGUGUUUGACGAUGAGCGGUUAAUGCUGUAAUGAAAAUAAAUCCUCCAGGAACUGU